Colletotrichum lupini is the source of this 711-nucleotide messenger RNA. RefSeq lists its product as uncharacterized. Lineage: Eukaryota; Fungi; Ascomycota; Sordariomycetes; Glomerellales; Glomerellaceae. The record is from RefSeq and is a predicted model, not a curated record. The transcript has 2 exons. Bases 1 to 711 code for a protein of 236 amino acids.
AUGACAGAAGGUCUGAAGCCUGGCGUUCGAGAAACACCCAAGCCCUAUAUCUUCAUCAAUGGCAAGUACUGGGUCGCGAAGGACCUUACUCUGGCCAACUUUGGCGAUCUGGUGGCCGCCGAGAAACCCGAAUAUGACUCUACCACCGCUGUUCAGGCGGCAAACAGACCCACGGUUGAUGAGCCAAAGCCUCAGUCGGAAGGCUACGCGAAUUUCCCUUCUCUGGCCGAAAUGCGACCUCCUCCCAUGAUGCCCGCUGGCGCCAAUGUCGAUCGCAAAAUCUGGGACGGCAACAUCUCGAGAAAGAUGAAAAGAGAAGACGAAGACUUCAUGGCGGCAGCGAUGACCGAUGAGAAGAACGACGAGGGACCCGUUGGACAUCCUGAAGAGCACACGAAUGUAAUUUUGAACAUUCCUCGGGAGCCUCAUCUUCUCAUUUUUUCGCACCCUCCGCCUCGCCAUGCAGUCCUGCCCUUUGACGAUCUCCACGCGUACCAUCCAGCUCUCGCGCUGGAUGACUUCGAGCACCAGAAGCAUGCACCUUUGGCCCCAAUGGCCCCUUGGCACCCCAGCAACAUUCAGGAGCCAGAGGCUCACCAGAAUGAUCGUGCCUUGGAGGCCGUCAACAACUGCAUCAUCGCUGGACAGCAGCCGCAGAUCCUCCCUGGUCUCGCCGACAACCGCUUCGAUGAACACACGCCGCACUAUUAG